Messenger RNA from Acanthoscelides obtectus, 525 nucleotides. NCBI's taxonomy places the organism in Eukaryota, Metazoa, Arthropoda, Insecta, Coleoptera, Chrysomelidae. The record is from the annotation of a GenBank genome assembly.
AUGCUCUACGGCAGUAUUUGGUGUAAUGGUCUGGUGAUCGACACAGAAGCAACUUCCACUUCCGAGAGUGACAAUGAACCAUUAUCUAAAUAUCGUGUAGUUAGUAUUUCGAGUGACGAUGAGCCACUGUCAAAAUAUAUGGCUGUAAGAAAUCAAACUCAUACACCUGUAGAUCAAGACUCAAACAAGCGAGAUAGUAAUGUGGAACAGGCCUGCGAGGUUAUUUCCUGUCAAGCAGAAGUACUUAGUAGUUGUUUUCGUUGCUCUACUCUGCUGUGCAUCGACCAUUUUCAAAGUGAAGACAUAUCCUGUAUUUCUCACAAAAAUCGAGCAAAUGAAGAUAACAUAGUUCCAGUGACUUCACUGAACGUUGAUAGGUAUGUGGAACAGUCCUGUGAGGUUACUUCCUGUCAAGCAGAAGUAUUUAGUAGCUGUUUUCGCUGCUCUAGUCUGCUGUUCUUCGACCAUUUUCAAAGUGAAGGCACACCUCGGUUGGCCGCGUGGGUCAGAGUGUCGUGCUACUGA